AUGGCUUCAUCAGCUUCCGAAGGAAAACAUGAUGAUCUCUGUCUAGCAUGUGGAAAGGUGGAAUCCGACGACGUCGAUUGGGUCCAAUGCAAGAAUUGUGAGCGGUGGGCACACUUUUCAUGCGUUAACGUAGACGAGAAGAUAGUCGAAGUGGAUUGGCUUUGCCCACAAUGCGUCCCUAAUGUCCAGUCGUUAUCCGUUCCGAAGCAGUCGAAGAAGAGUUCGAAAAAGAUCUCGAAAAGUGACGUUGGUUCUCAUCGUGGAACUGGUUCUGUCCUAAAUCUUACUGAGCAGCAGUUAGAGGAAGAACAGCUCGCACGUGAAACGGAAUUCGCGAAGCAGAUGGAGAUUCGAAGGAAGCGAAUUGCGCUUGAAAUGGCUUGGAACGAGAAACAGAUGGAACAAGAACGAGAGAUUCGAAAAAUGGAAUUGCAGGCUCGGCGCGAAAUGCAAAAUCGGCAGCUAAUGGAAGAAAACCAAAUGUUGGAAGCUCAGUUGGCGGAUGAGCAGAAUUUUAUAAAACAACGUGAUGAAAUUCGGGCUAAAAUGAACAGAAGUAUCCAAAACGUCAGAACGGAAUUAAAAAACGCAAACGGUGUUGGAAGAACGUUAGAGCCGGAGAAAACAAAAACGGUAAAUGACUGGUUGAAAAGACAAGAUAGCUGCGAUAAUCAAGAGCAUGGAAGAAGCGAAAAUGUAGUGGGAAUGGGAACUUCGAAUAGAAUAAAUGAAAUCGUUGAAGGUCCCGCCUCACUUGCUAGUGGAGAAGCUGAACGCGAAUCUGACUUUGGUGAUGCAAACUCGAAUGUUCGAAUAAAUACCCUUCCAGCUAACAGAUUCGGUGAAGGAACGGUGAACCAGGUUGCUAGGCUCACUCCGGAUCAAUUAGCGACUCGCAAGGCUAUUUGCAAUAGCUUACCCAAGUUUAAUGGAGAUGCUCAAAUCUGGCCACUUUUUAUCAGUAGCUAUGAUCAUUCGACUGCAGCUUGCGGGUACAACAAUUUAGAAAACCUUAAGCGCUUGCAAGAUAGCCUUGAAGGUGAUGCUUUGAACGCAGUUCGCAGUAUGUUAGUGCUUCCAGACUCAGUACCAGAAGUUAUUGAGGAUUUACGUAGGCUUUUCGGGCAACCGGAAAAGUUAAUGAGGACGUUGUUUGAAAAAGUAAAACACGCUCCAGCUCCAAAAGCCGAUAGAUUAGGCACGUUUAUUUCAUUCGGCAUCACAGUGAAACAGCUUUGCGACCAUCUAGAGGCUGCGCGAUUGAAUGACCAUUUAAAUAACCCUAUGAUGGUGCAAGAGCUAGUGGACAAGCUACCGCCAAGCUACAAGCUGGAAUGGGUCAGAUUUAAACGAGGAAGAGAAGGCACGCCUUUAAGAAAAUUCACUAAUUUCAUCACCGAGAUCGUUGCGGAUGUAUCCGAAGUGGCAGAUUUCUCCGUGGCCGAAAAGGACCAAAUGCGACCUGCCAGGACAAGGCCGAGUAAAAAGGAGUAUGUACAUUUACAUGAUUCAGGGCCAGAGCGAAGCGCCACUUCACAAGGCGGAACAUUCAACAAGGCGUGUUGGAUUUGCAAUAGAACGGAUCACAUGAUCAAAUUCUGUGACGACUUCAAGAAAAUGAACCUAGCGGAUCGCUUGAAAGCGGUCGAACGAGAAAAGUUGUGCGGUAUUUGUCUGAACAAACACGGUAGCCACCGGUGUAAUUCUAAGACUCGCUGUAAUAUCAAGAAUUGUAGAGGAAACCACCAUCCUCUUUUGCAUCGCGCAGAAGGGACGGUCCAGAUGCAGAAGGUCGUGUGCAACACGCACGAUGAAGGAAGAACAGUAAUUUUCCGCGUAGUACCAGUAACGCUGCACGCUGGAAAUAACAGAUUUGAUACACUAGCUUUUCUUGACGAGGGAUCGUCCACGACUCUUGUGGAUGAAAUAGUAGCGAAUCACCUACAAGUGACCGGCAAAUCUGAGCCGCUUAUUGUUACGUGGACUGGAAACGUUAACCGUUUUGAAAAUAGUUCACGAAAGAUAGAAAUUUCAUUAUCAGCGAGAGGUUCAAAGCGAAUGUUCCCAUUAGCAAAUGUACGAACGGUUGCGAAACUAGACUUGCCGAAACAGGAGCUGCGAUUUUCACAAAUAGCGGGCAAAUAUAAGCAUUUGGAAGGUGUACCCGUGCUAGAUUAUCCGUUGGAACAACCGACAAUUCUCAUUGGGUUAGACAAUGUACAUUUAUUUGCACCACUAGAAUCGCGGGUUGGUGCAAAGAAUGAACCGAUUGCUGUACGUACGAAAAUGGGUUGGACCAUCUAUGGGCCAGAGAAGAAUAAGGCGGGGCCGAAGGCCUAUUUGAAUCUACACUCGACUUUACCAGUCAGUAACCAACAAUUGCACGAUAUGCUGCAGACCCAGUACGUGCUGGAUGAAACCGGUGUGUCGUGUUUCGCUAUCCCUGAGCCGAAGGAAGAUAUGCGAGCGAAGGAUAUUCUUAAAACGACGACGAAGCGAGUGGGAAAGCAUUUCGAAACCGGGUUAUUAUGGCGCGAGGAUAAACGACGUUUUCCGGAUAAUUAUUCAAUGGCUGUGCGCAGAAUGCAAGCCCUGGAACGUAAGCUAAGCAAAACCCCAGCGUUGAAACAGAACGUGUGUCAGCAAAUUGUGGAUUACCAAGUCAAGGGAUAUGCGCAUAAAGCGACGGAAUCAGAGCUCACUGAAACGCCGCCUGAGGCUGUAUGGUAUUUACCGCUAAAUGUUGUUGUGAACCCACGGAAGCCUGAAAAGGUGCGCCUAGUAUGGGACGCGGCUGCAUCGAUUGGUGGUAUUUCCCUUAACUCGGAGCUUAUAAAAGGGCCGGAUAUGCUUGUGCCACUCCCCAGGGUGAUAUGUCACUUCCGAGAACGUCCUGUCGCAUUCGGAGGUGACAUUAAAGAAAUGUAUCACCAGAUACUAAUUCGACAGGAGGAUAAGCAAGCGCAGCGUUUUCUAUUCAGAGCGAGCUCGGCAGAGGCCCCGCAGGUAUAUAUUAUGGAUGUGGCCACCUUCGGGUCCACCUGUUCGCCUUGCCAGGCACAAUAUGUAAAAAAUCGGAACGCGGAAUCAUUCGCGGAAAAUUACCCAGAAGCAGUGGAAGCGAUUAUCAGUCGGCACUAUGUUGACGACUAUUAUGACAGCGUUAACACCACGGAAGAGGCAAUCAAAAGGGCCGAAGAAGUUAAAUAUAUUCAUUCGCAGGCUGGGUUUCAUAUUAGAAACUGGGUUUCAAACUCAGCUGCGUUUCUAGAGCAUUUUGGCGAGGGGAUUGCGGAUUCGACUGUGCAUUUCAACCGGGACAAAGGUACUGAAUAUGAACGCGUGCUUGGCGUCGUUUGGGAGUCGACUGAGGAUGUUUUCUGUUUCGCAUCAGCCUCGAAGACAGAGUUUUCCGAGAUUCUACAGGGAAAUGAAUGUCCUACAAAAAGAAUGGUUCUUAGCUUCGUGAUGGCGCAAUUCGACCCGGCGGGUUUCCUGGCGCCGCUCGUUGUUCGGGGGAAGAUGCUAGUACAGGAUUUAUGGAGAUCUGGCUGCGAAUGGGACGACCGCAUUGAUGAUGUUUCAUUCAAAAAAUGGAUGCGGUGGACGCAACUUAUGCGUCAGGUUGAAUUAAUCAAAAUUCCACGAAGCUAUUUUGGCAACGCAAUGUCGCACGAGAUACAGGAUCUACAGCUGCAUAUUUUUGCAGACGCCAGUGAGACCGCAUACGGUUGUGUGGCCUACUUUCGGGCGAUUAUACGAGAGCGGCAAAUAUCAAUUCCUCGCCUCGAACUUUUGGCUGCGGUUCUAGCCGCACGGCUUCAGCGAACGGUGGUUGAGAACCAUACGUUCACUAUAAACAAAGUGGUCUACUGGAUCGAUGCAAAUGUAGUUCUAUCGUGGAUUAGAUCCGACCAGCGCAGAUACAAGCCAUUUGUAGGAUUUCGGAUUGGCGAGAUUCUUAGCUUAACGAAACUGGACGGGUGGCGGUGGGUGCCCACCAGGCUUAAUGUUGCCGACACACUGACGAAGUGGGACUGUGAUUUGGAGUUUCAUUCUGAUAGUUCAUGGGUGCACGGUCCAGCCUUUCUGUAUAAGAAAGAAAGCGAGUGGCCACAACGACAAUUACCGCCAGCAAACACGACAGAAGAGCUGCGUGUACAUUUAUUGUUGCACAACGUGGUUGUGCCCGAAGAUAUCAUUAAUGCAAAUAACAUAUCCAAAUGGCCGGUUUUAGUACGCGCUGUAGCUUCCGCUUUACGAUUCAUAUCGAAUUGCAAACGAAAGAGCAAAGGCCUUCCAAUCGAAGUAUUAAAGGCGACUAACAAUCAAGCGAAAUUGUUGCAAUUUGCGGUUGCGGGCAGAGUACAUGUCCCGUUACAGCAAAGUGAGUACCAGAAGGCAGAAGAGGUUCUACUAAAAAUGGCUCAGACACAAUGUUUUAUCGACGAGCUGAAAGUGCUGAAAAGAAAUAAAGAGUUUCCCGUCGAUCAGUGGCUUGCAUUCGAGAGGAGUAGUCCAUUACAUAAGUUAACUCCAAUGUUAGACGAAAUCGGUUUGAUACGAAUGGAAGGCCGAUGUGAGAGAGCCGAUUGUCUUCCCUUCGAUUUACGGUUUCCAGUAAUCUUACCGGCUAACAACAGAGUGACAUAUUUGAUAAUUCAACAUUACCACGAGAAGAGCGGUCACGCGUAUCGUCAGACGGUGAAGAAUAACCUGAGGCAAUCAUACUACGUUAUACAUGUCGACGCAAUGAUAAAAAAGGUGUCAAAAUUGUGCAUGUGGUGUAAGAUAAACCGCAAUCGACCUUCGGUUCCACGGAUGGCCCCCUUACCAGAACAGCGAAUUACACCGUAUUUGCGACCAUUUAGUUAUGUAGGGAUUGAUUACCUGGGACCAUUCGAGGUGGCAGUUGGACGUAAGAGAGAAAAACGGUGGAUUGUGCUUUUCACAUGCCUGGUUGCUCGGGCGGUUCAUUUAGAGGUAGCGCAUCGAUUGACGACACAAUCGUGUUUAAUGGCGAUACACAGAUUUGCGAGCCGCAGAGGUUGGCCACUUGAAUUCUUUUCAGACAACGGCACGAACUUUUUGGGAGCGAGUAAGGAAUUGGCAAAAACAUUGCGCGAGAUUGCUGACGAUUGUGCGGAUCAGCUGACUAGUGCAAGAAUGAAAUGGUCAUUUAAUCCCCCAGCUGCGCCUCACAUGGGAGGCGUCUGGGAGCGUCUUGUUCGCUCGGUAAAGGAAAUUUUAAAGACUCUCGACGACGGAAAACAGUUAACCGAUGAAAUAUUAUGGACUGCUUUAGCGGAAGCAGAGGAUAUAAUAAAUUCACGCCCGCUUACGUAUGUGACACACGAGUCAGAUGAACCUGAAGCUAUCACCCCCAAUCACUUUUUGCGUGUAGCUUCAUUCGAUCGACCGGUAAGUCAACCAAUAUCUUCAUCACCACAUCCAGCAAGCACGUUGCGGGAUGCUUUCCAACGGUCUCAGGAGUUAGUAUGUAUGAUAUGGAAACGUUGGAUCAGCGAGUACGUUCCGUCCUUGAACCAAAGGUCGAAAUGGUUUAAUGAAACUAGGCCCUUGAAAACUGGAGAUUUAGUGUAUGUCGUUGAAGGCAGUAACCGGAAAUGCUGGAUCAGAGGAGUCAUCGAGGAGCCUAUCGUGUCCGGCGAUGGACGGAUUAGACAGGCAUGGGUGCGGACCAACAACGGGCGCAAAAAGCGAGCUGCUGCACAGUUGGCCGUCAUGGAGAUUGAGGAUAGUAACUCUAAACCGGAAGUGGUUCCCGGAGCGAGGUUACGGGCGGGAGAAAAUGUUGCGGACAACUGUGGCCGCUAA
Sabethes cyaneus is the source of this 5838-nucleotide messenger RNA. RefSeq lists its product as uncharacterized. Gene Ontology annotation, molecular function: nucleic acid binding. Bases 1 to 5838 code for a protein of 1945 amino acids. The transcript has 2 exons. NCBI's taxonomy places the organism in Eukaryota, Metazoa, Arthropoda, Insecta, Diptera, Culicidae. Gene Ontology annotation, biological process: DNA integration. The record is from RefSeq and is a predicted model, not a curated record.